GACUAGGAAUACGCCACUUCUGCCAAAAACAUGUCAACGCCGACCUUUAACAGGCUCCGAGCGCUGACGGCUCGCCUCUUGGCGACGUUCUCAGCACGUUCGUAAAGACCCAAGCACCACUUGCCCAUACGUAUUACGUUGCCAGCAGCCCCGGGCCAGCCUCGAAGUCACUUCACUGCAACACCAGUGUCAAUAUUUGCAGUUUAUGAUUACACGUAUUUGCUCCCAACGGUUAUUAGUCGGGGACUCAUCGCCGGGCAAUACGAUGUAGAGAGGUGGCGAGUGGCGUUGCGGAGCUGUCCCAACAGCCGUCCUCACCGAUCCAAGUUUAUCGACAAUCUUGUCUUCAAGUUAGAUUCUGGCAACGGGGCGUCCUGACCGACCUUGAUGAGGCCAUCGAGCUCCAUCGAGCUGCACUGGAGCUCCAUCCCCCCUGGCCAUUCUUAUCGAUUCGCGUCUCUCCAGGGCCUGGCUCUCAAUUUUUGUGUCAAGAUUCGAACAGCUAGUAAUGUCGAUCCUGCCAAGUCAUGGGCUACCUCUGCGGAACAGUUCCACCACGGCUCUGCCUCACUCGCCCAUCAAACUGUCCUAAGAUUCCUCGCUGCGCAUUGCCGCUCUAUCGUCCUUCUCACGCCAUUUCGAUGUGAUGAAGCGGAAUUUAUUAUCCUUUGCAAACGGAUGUGUUUUCGUGCAAUGUUUGCAAAUUGCAAUGGUUUUUUCACUACUGCUGUAGAACUGGUGGAACUAGGUCGCGGAGUAUUCUGGACCCAGUUGGAGCACGUCUGCAUACCGCUGGAUAAACUUUUCAUGUCUGGUGACGCUGGUGCAACCUUGGCAGCAGAGUUCAAGCAACUCAGCCUUCGCCUUCGCAACGCGUUCUCGGGUCUAUUGAAGAUCAACACAUCCGACAGAUGACUGUGCAAUAGGGUGAUGUCAUCUCACGCAUCCGCACGCUACCUCAUUUUCCCGUUUUCUCUUACCUUCGCUGUUGGCGUACCUCCAGCAGACGGUAGAAGAUGGUCCAGUCAUCAUCGUCAACGCAAGCAACUACAGCCGUGAUAAUUGAUGCCUUGAUCAUCACAAGUGUC
Messenger RNA from Suillus plorans, 1088 nucleotides. RefSeq lists its product as uncharacterized. Lineage: Eukaryota; Fungi; Basidiomycota; Agaricomycetes; Boletales; Suillaceae. The record is from RefSeq and is a predicted model, not a curated record. The coding region runs from base 388 to 915 and encodes 175 amino acids. The transcript has 4 exons.